Messenger RNA from Castor canadensis (American beaver), 1412 nucleotides. RefSeq names its product T-box transcription factor T (gene Tbxt). Gene Ontology annotation, molecular function: DNA-binding transcription factor activity, RNA polymerase II-specific; RNA polymerase II cis-regulatory region sequence-specific DNA binding. The record is from RefSeq and is a predicted model, not a curated record. NCBI's taxonomy places the organism in Eukaryota, Metazoa, Chordata, Mammalia, Rodentia, Castoridae. Gene Ontology annotation, cellular component: nucleus; chromatin. Gene Ontology annotation, biological process: cell fate specification; heart morphogenesis; regulation of transcription by RNA polymerase II.
GAGCGACUCCUUUUCUUGGAAAAGCGGCGGGAAGAGGGGCGAAGGUGGCUGUGGGGUAGCGAGUCGCGGCUCGGGGGCGCCGGGGAGGGGCGGGCGGGAGGAUGAGCUCCCCCGGCCCGGAGGGCGCAGGGAAGAGCCUGCAGUACCGAGUGGACCACCUGUUGAGCGCCGUGGAGAGCGAGCUGCAGGCGGGCAGCGAGAAGGGCGACCCCACGGAGCGCGAGCUUCGCGUGGGCCUGGAGGAGAGCGACUUGUGGCUGCGUUUCAAGGAGCUCACGAACGAGAUGAUCGUGACCAAGAACGGCAGGAGGAUGUUCCCGGUGCUGAAGGUGAACGUGUCGGGCCUGGACCCCAACGCCAUGUACUCCUUUCUGCUGGACUUCGUGGCGGCUGACAACCAUCGCUGGAAAUACGUGAAUGGGGAGUGGGUCCCCGGGGGCAAGCCCGAGCCACAGGCGCCCAGCUGCGUCUACAUCCACCCCGACUCGCCAAACUUCGGGGCCCACUGGAUGAAGGCGCCUGUCUCCUUCAGCAAAGUCAAGCUCACCAACAAGCUCAACGGAGGGGGCCAGAUCAUGUUGAACUCCUUGCAUAAAUACGAGCCUCGGAUCCACAUAGUGAGGGUUGGGGGCCCACAGCGAAUGAUCAGCAGUCACUGCUUCCCGGAGACGCAGUUCAUCGCGGUGACUGCGUACCAGAACGAAGAGAUCACAGCUCUUAAAAUUAAAUACAAUCCAUUUGCAAAAGCUUUCCUCGAUGCAAAGGAAAGAAGCGAUCACAAAGACAUGAUGGAAGAAUCUGGGGACAGUCAGCAGCCUGGGUACUCCCAAUGGGGGUGGCUUAUUCCUGGAACCAGCACCCUCUGUCCACCGGCCAGCCCCCACCCUCAGUUUGGAGGCCCCCUCUCUCUGCCUCCCACGCACGGCUGUGAAAGGUACCCAUCCCUGAGGAACCACCGCUCAUCUCCGUACCCCAACCCGUACGCACACCGGAACAAUUCUCCAACCUAUUCUGAGAAUUCGUCUGCGUGCUUAUCCAUGCUGCAACCCCAUGACAACUGGUCCAGCCUUGGGGUGCCUGCUCCCCCCAGCAUGCUUCCCGUGAGUCACAACGCCAGCCCAUCCACUGGCUCUAGCCAGUACCCCAGCCUGUGGUCUGUGAGCAACGGCUCCAUCACGCCAGGCUCCCAGACAGCCGGGGUGUCCAACGGACUCGGAGCCCAGUUCUUCCGAGGCUCCCCCGCACACUAUGCACCCCUGACCCAUGCUGUCUCUGCCACCUCAUCCUCAGGCUCCCCUCUGUACGAGGGGGCUGCGGCAGUCACAGACAUUCCCGACAGCCAGUAUGAUGUCUCGGGCCAAGGCCGCCUCAUAACCUCAUGGACACCUGUGUCACCUCCAUCCAUGUGAACU